CCACCACGGCAGUCAGGUCGUCCUCCUCCCUGAUCUACCUCAACAGCUGACCCUCUAAACUUGCAGCCCCUCAGCAGAGCGGCAGCUUCCAGUGUGUGGGGAAACAGGGACGUGAAAGUAGGACAGAGCAGUCUGGCCCCCUUCCAUUCGAACCAGAAGCACAGAUCUGUGACAGGGGGAGAGAAGACACUGGUCUUGGGUGGAGAGAGGAAAAGCGAAGCAGUUCUGUGAGGCUUACUGCUAACACCGAGAACAGAAGCCCAGUGGACACAGACGAGUGUCCACAGCAUCUGGUGUUGAAGGUUUUGCUGGGCUCCAUCAGAAGGAGAAUCUUUGCAGAGCAGAAGUGGCACCAGCUGGAGCUAUGCAUAAGAGUACCAAGAUAAAGAUUGCCGUCUUUGUGCUGUUUGUGGGAAUGGCGUGCAUGUUCACAGCGGUGGUAACAGACCACUGGGCAGUGCUUAGCCCGCAAAUCGAGAAGGUCAAUCAAACCUGCGAGGCAGCCCACUUUGGCCUGUGGAGGCUCUGCAAGAAGUUCAUCUACCUCAGCUCGGAGAACUUCGUGAUGGGGCACGGCUGUGGACCCAUCAGUCUGCCGGGAGAGGAAAACUGCACCUACUUCCGACACUUCUCUCCGGGACAAAAUACUGAAAUAUUUGAAUACAAAACACAAAAAGAGUACAAUAUCUCUGCAGCAGCCAUCUCCAUCUUCAGUCUGGCCUUCAUGAUCUUAGGAUCCUUGUGUUUGCUGGGAUGGUGCACCGGCAAAGGCAAAGGAAGAGACUACCUCCUGAAGCCUGCUGGCAUGUUCUUUGCUUUUGCAGGUCUCUGUGCCUUCAUCUCGCUGGAGGUCAUGCGUCAGUCGGUCAAACGGAUGAUUGAGAGCGAGGACACGAUCUGGAUCGAGUACUACUACUCCUGGUCCUUCGCCUGUGCCUGCACCGGCUUUGUCCUCCUCUUCCUCUGCGGUAUAUCACUUCUCGUCCUCUCCAUGCCUCAAAUGCCCAGGAAUCCAUGGGAGACGUGCAUGGACGCCGAGCCGGAGCAAGCCGAAUGAUGGACUGCUGCACGUAUAAAAGCAGUCGAGGGAAGUCCAUACUGAUUCACCGUAACCCUUGUGCUAUCCUAGGCACUUUGACAUUGGGAGUUGGGUCAUCUAGACCCACUAGACAGUGCUUUUAACCUUUUUUCUUCAAUGAUUUGUGA
Messenger RNA from Oryzias latipes (Japanese medaka), 1206 nucleotides. RefSeq names its product calcium channel, voltage-dependent, gamma subunit 1a (gene cacng1a). Lineage: Eukaryota; Metazoa; Chordata; Actinopteri; Beloniformes; Adrianichthyidae. Gene Ontology annotation, molecular function: calcium channel regulator activity; voltage-gated calcium channel activity. The record is from RefSeq and is a predicted model, not a curated record. Gene Ontology annotation, cellular component: L-type voltage-gated calcium channel complex; membrane. Gene Ontology annotation, biological process: regulation of calcium ion transmembrane transport via high voltage-gated calcium channel; calcium ion transmembrane transport.